AUGGGUGAUUCUUUUUUCGGCUUCGAUACGACUCUACCUCCAAGGGAUGACGAAGAUACUCUUCAACAUCUUUCUGCAAAGGAACGUGCUGCUAGAGAAGAUGCCGAUGUUUACGAUUUUGCGUCUUUACGCGAUGAACUUGGGGAUGAAGAAGUGAACGAUGGUUUAGGUGAUCAAUUAGAAGAAAUUGGUGAUGAUUUGAAUGAUGAAACUUUUGGUGACGACAAUAUAGGUCAAGAUUUUGAUUUCGCUGCGAAUACUGUCAAAUUCACUGCAAACUUGCCAGAAGAAGAGCGUAUGCUCCAUCAUCGUAACAAACCUCAUGAAGCUUCCGGCAAUUUGGAUCAACAGGAUGGUCAUGGUUGGAAAACAUCAAAUGAAAUACCUGUCGACCGUCGUAUGCCUACUGGUCAUAUGCAAUACGAUGAGUCCUCUUCAAAUGCUGCAAGAUCAAUCUGGGGUAACUUUGGAAACAAUGAUACUUUUGGUGGAGUGAAUCAAGGCAAUGUAUCACCAUUUACUCGACAUCAACAAUUGGGAUAUCCUACUUCACUUCCUGGAAUGUCACCUUCAACCUCCAUGGGAAUGUUACAACAACAACAGCAACAGCAACAGCAACCACAACGCCAACAUCAUUCACUUGAAGAAAUUGAAGCAGAAAUGCAACGUGCAAAAUAUCGUCAAAGUUAUGGGGAUGAAUUCACAUCUGGCAAGAAAAUGUUAAGCUUGGCUGAAGUGGAAGCGGCAAUGAUGCAAGGUACUGGUCGUGUCCCUAUGUUACAACAACAGCAACAGCAGCAGCAACAACAGCAGCAACAGCAACAACUGCAACAACAACAACAACAACAGCAAUUACAACAACAGCAACAACAUCUUCAACAAUUAAGACAACAACAAGAAGCAGGUUUACCUCCAUUUGGUUUUGGCCAACCUGAUCCUGCACAAAUCUUAGCUUUACGUCAACAACAAGAAUUGAUGGAACAAAUGUCUAUUGAACGGGAAAUGAAACGAAGGGAAAAUAUGCGAAAGUCUCAAUAUGAUAAUCUGAUGACUCAACAUGAUAAAGAUUUGGUUCAACGUAUUCAACUUACUCAAUUGGCUUCAGGAGAUCCUUAUGCAGAUGACUUUUACUAUCAAGUAUAUUCAUCUCUCCGGAUGCGUGCUGCUGGACUUGGUGCCAAUAAACCAACCAACAAUGAGCAACGUGGACGUGGUCGCCGAGAAGAUAACAUGAUGCAACGAAUGCAACAGCAAGUUCAACGUAUUGUUAAUGAUGCCAAACGACGACCUAAGCAAACUCAAGUUACUUUGGAAGGUGCUCUUGGUAAGAUCACUAGUCUUUCAACUAGAAACCCGCGUCAAAUACUUCAAGUUUCCGAAAAGAAGUCAAAUCAAGGAGAUGGGUCACCGUUAUCGACUCAUGAAUCCAUCACAACGUCAUCUGAACAUCCUCAUAUUGCAACCACAAAGACUAAAAAUGCGACAUUGAACGAUCGACGACGACUUCUUAACGUAGUUGAAGGACUUUAUCUCAAGGUGUUAGAACUGGAACAAAUGCGUAGACAAGGUCCUCCUCGAUCGAGACGUGAUGAUGAAGAAGAACAAGAACGAAAGGUUGAAGAAUGGAACGGACAAUACAAUACCAAAGUACAACAAUUAUGGACAGCUCUCAAAUUAAUGGAUGAUGGAAAAGAAGGAAGUACUCCAUUACUUGUCUCUAUUCUUGGUAUUAACAAAGGAAAGAAAUUGAUUCCACGUAUCAUUCGACCACUCAGUCAUGAUCAAAACUUGACUAUGCUUAGCGUGAUUGUUGCCAAUUUUAGUCAACUUCAAAUUUGUCAACAUGUCAUCUAUCCUGGUACACAAGUAGCUAAUGCUGAAGAAGCUCAACGACAACGAUUUGUUCCCUUUGAAGAUGUGGAAUUGUUUAUGAAUGCAACGGCUCCUUCUCUAUUGGGUUUUAUCACUGAAGCACCUAUGCACGUUGUUAUUGGAUUAACAAGAUUAUUUAUGGAAAAAAGUGAUAUUAGAUUAGUAGCUCAAACAAAGCCUGGUCUUGCCUUUUUGACAAUGUUAUUAUCUAGAGCGGAAAUUUUGAAACAAGGUGGAGGUGCCUUGCAUGGAUUUGCACCUCCUUCUCCUGAAGAUUUAAGCUUAUGGCAAGAUGUUUAUUCAAGACUAUUCAAUUUCUUACAAGGUCGUUACGGUUCCAUUUUCCCUUCAUUAUAUUAUUUGGCUCCUGUGAAUCCAGCAGUAGAUAUGAUGCAAUUACUGUUAAGCAUUGAUGAUAUGUAUAUUUGGCAAUUUUUGGCAGCUGUGGCGGUGGGUGCAUCUAUGGAACAACAACAUAUAUUGGUGACUGAAGUUCGAGAUCGUGUCAUGGAGAAUAUCAUUUUGGCUAAAAGCAAUCGUUUACCCCUGGAUCGUGCUACUCAUCGUAUUGAUAAUACAAAUCUUUUCCUUCAUUCCCUUGGUUUAGAUGCUUCUCAAGUUUCAGUUCCUUUAUAAUCUAGUCUAUUGUUGUGUAUUUUCCUUUCUCUCUUUUUUUCCACAUUUUACCCUUUUUU
Halteromyces radiatus is the source of this 2567-nucleotide messenger RNA. Its product is annotated as topoisomerase II-associated protein PAT1. Gene Ontology annotation, cellular component: P-body. Lineage: Eukaryota; Fungi; Mucoromycota; Mucoromycetes; Mucorales; Cunninghamellaceae. The record is from RefSeq and is a predicted model, not a curated record. Gene Ontology annotation, molecular function: RNA binding. The transcript is spliced from 13 exons. Bases 1 to 2508 code for a protein of 835 amino acids. Gene Ontology annotation, biological process: deadenylation-dependent decapping of nuclear-transcribed mRNA; P-body assembly.